AUGUCUUCAUCUUCCGAGAGCGAAGAAGAGCUAGGAAUCAUUGCUACAAGAGAGCGAAGGGCAAAUGCUGGUUCAAGGCUGAAGCAGUUACUUCAGCAAGAAGAAUUGGAUAUUGGGUCCCAAGAUUUUGAGCAGGACGAUGACGAUGAGAAUGUCAAUUUGUUAUUCCAGGAAGAUGAGAAUGACGAUGAAUUUGUGGAGGAAAAUGAAGAAGAAGAAGAAGGAGAGGAAGAUGAGGAAGAAGAUGAUGAAGAAGAUAAGGAAAAUACUCCCUCCAACAAAGCGGUUUCCGAAGAACCCAAUGACGAGAUGUUUAGUUCCGAAUCUGAAAUCAGCGCGUCCGAUUCUGAUGAAAGUGAAGGUGAGCGUGAAUUUCGAAGAGAGGAAAAGUUAAAGCGGAAAAAGAGGGCAGAGAAGGCCAAAUUCAUUCCUCCUGUGAUCAAUAAGAGUACACCUAAGAAGACAAAACCGAAAACUAAGGUGACCGCACAUUCCUUUUUGAAUGCUUCAAGCAGAGCUUCUACAAGAAAAUCUGCAGUGGAGAAUAAACUAGCUAUUGUGGAACGAUUGAAAGAGGAAGAAGAGCGGAGAAGCAAACUGAAACCCGUUAUAAGAAAGGAGGUUGUAGCAUUAACCCAGAAAGAAAGAUUAGCAGAAGCCAAAACCACAGAGAGAACAAAUGUGUUAUCUUUGAACAAGUUUCACGAGCAGGAGCAGGAACGAAAAGAAAAACAGAAACAGAUGAUGCUGAAUAGAAGAAAGAAGUUGGAAAAUGUGCUAAGGUUUUAUUCUGCUUCAGCAUUAGUUUACCCCAUUGAUGAGCUAAAAGAUCUGGAGAAGGUCAAAAAAAUCGAAGCCGAAUUCAUGAAGAGUCACAAGAAACGUGUUUACAAGAAACGAAAGAAGAAGACAGAGGCUAAUAAGGAUGAGAGCACAGAGACUCCGAAAGGUGAGGUCAAAGUUGAAGCUUCGGAGAAUACAAAAGAUGGAAAGAAAGAUGACCAUGCCCCUAUUAAGACGAAUGAAUUGGACACGAAAGAGACCGAUAAUCAAGGAGAGAAUCUCCCGAUUAGGGAUGAUAACAAACAGGAUGAAACGACUCUUUCAACAGUAGAUAAUAGUCCUGACAUAAAUAAAGCACCAACGGAGAUUGAUAUUGUUGAGGACAGAGAUGUCGUUAUGAAAGAUGCCACAGAUUCUGCUGAAGUAGUUGAGUCGACUUCAAGUCCACUACUUUCCUCCAAAGAGAAGAUAGAUAAUGAAAAUGUACAAUCAAAAGAGUCUUCUGAACCUACUGUUGACAUUAAGACUGAAGCCGAGUCAUCAAUAGAACCUAGCCAAAAAACCAAGAAAGUUUCAUUUAAUGAAGAAAGUAGUCAACUUGAGUUUUCAACAGAAAGUCCGGUAGCUUCUUUGAUAAACAAUAAUGUAAAGGAAACUGAAAUUAAAAAAGAUGUGAAUCAGACUUUUGUUAAGCCGGAAUCAGAGACAGAGAUAGAAACAGAAACAGAGCCACGCACACAAUCAAAUGACAAACAAGAAGAAGAAGAAGAAGAAGAAGAAGAAGAAGAAAAGACAGAUUCUAAGGAGGAGGAAGUUCAGUAUGAAGGUCCCCCACAGUUUGUGGCACGUAAUACGAUUGAGCUUUUAGAAUUUUCAAAAAAGCUUACCAAGCUGGAAUAUACAAAGUACAUACUUGGAGAUCAAGCUGUUCUCCCGGCUCAAAGAAGAACCAGCCACUUGAAACCGUUAAUUCGAAUUAAACAGCUACCUACAAUGAUAGAAACACUUUUUAUUCCAUACUCAUCCACUCAUGAGAAAGAAUUUCACGAAAUACUUACUUUGCCGAAAUUUGGCGAAGAGAACAAAACUGUUCAUAAGCAGCUCUUAGUGAAAGAAAGUGACACCAAGAAGAUUGAAAUUAUUACGCCUGCACCCAUUGGUAUUUACCUUCCCAAUGGAAGCAAGAAAAUAUGUCCUAUUUCCGGUAAACCAGCCUCAUACUUUGAUCCCAAGAAUGGCGUUCCCUAUGCUUCAGUGGAGGCUUAUAAGGUGCUGAAGGAUGUUCAAGAUGAGCAAUUCGCUUGGAUUCAACCAGAUAAAGGAGGUGAAUAUAGUAGGUAUAAGGGUGGUAUAGGCGCUUAUCUUCAAAGAUGGGAUGUCAGGCACGCCAAGAAUGUUCCUGACUGGUUCUAA
Molecule: messenger RNA, 2196 nt
Organism: Komagataella phaffii GS115
Lineage: Eukaryota; Fungi; Ascomycota; Pichiomycetes; Pichiales; Pichiaceae
Exons: 1
Coding region: 1-2196 (731 amino acids)
Biological process (GO): chromatin remodeling; regulation of DNA-templated transcription
Cellular component (GO): nucleus
Molecular function (GO): ATP-dependent H2AZ histone chaperone activity
Source: RefSeq, a predicted model, not a curated record